UGUGCAGUGAGCCGGUAGUCUGGAGCAUCCAAUUUCCCCCCGCUCUGCAUGCUACGUGAUAGCCCGGCUCCGGUUCCACAAGCGAAUGCUGUACGAUACCGCGUAUCUGGGAAAGCCAUUCGCCGAGCAAUUGAUGGAGGGAGCCAAAGGAAACGGUGCGCGGCUCUCCUACUUUUGGGUUUAAUUGGGGUUGAACGACAUGUAAAUCGACUGGGCGGCGACUCGAGUAGCCUUCUCCAGACUCGCAUUCGGCUGGCGGUUUACUUCGAAUUGUCUCGCAGUUUUGUUCGUUUCAUUUCUUAAAAUGAAAGGAAUGGUUCUAAUUGCUGGCUUCGUCAUGUUGUUCUUGGAAGCGGGUCGCUCAGCUCAGGGCGAGUACGCCCGGAAGCUUCUGAACGACCUGAUGGAGAACUACUCCAACGCUCUGCGCCCCGUGGAGGACACAGACAAGGCCCUGAACGUCACCCUGCAGAUCACCCUGUCCCAGAUCAAAGACAUGGACGAGAGAAACCAGGUGCUGAUUGCAUAUCUGUGGAUCAGACAGACGUGGCACGAUACCUAUCUGAAGUGGGACAGGGAAGCCUAUGACGGACUGGAGGUCAUCCGCAUCCCCAGCAACCUGGUCUGGAGACCCGACAUCGUCCUCUAUAACAAAGCGGACGAUGACUUCUCUGGCCCGGUAGACACCAACGUGGUCCUGCGCUACACUGGUGAGAUCACCUGGGACUCCCCCGCCAUCACCAAGAGCUCCUGCGUGGUAGACGUGUCCUACUUCCCCUUCGACAACCAGCAGUGCAACCUCACCUUCGGCUCCUGGACCUACAAUGGCAACCAGGUGGACAUCACCAUGGGGAUGAGCAGCGGGGACCUGUCGGACUUCGUGGAGAACGUGGAGUGGGAGUGCCACGGCAUGCCGGCCACCAAGAACGUCAUCAUGUACGGCUGCUGCUCGGACCCGUACCCGGACAUCACCUACACCGUGCUGCUCAAACGCCGCUCCUCCUUCUACAUCUUCAACCUGCUCAUCCCGUGCGUGAUGAUCUCCUUCCUGGCCCCGCUGGGCUUCUACCUGCCGGCCGACUCCGGGGAGAAGGUGUCCCUGGGCGUGACGGUGCUGCUGGCCCUCACCGUCUUCCAGCUCAUGGUGGCUGAGAGCAUGCCGCCCUCUGAGAGUGUGCCUCUCAUAGGGAAGUACUACAUAGCCACAAUGACCAUGAUCACAGCCUCCACCGCCCUGACCAUCUUCAUCAUGAACAUCCACUUCUGCGGCGCCGAGGCCAAGCCCGUCCCUCAGUGGGCCAAAGUGCUCAUCAUCGACUACAUGUCCAAGAUCUUCUUUGUGUACGAGGUGGGCGAGAACUGCACCUCGCCCCAGACCGAGCGCAGCCCGCUCCACGCCGACGAGCCCCACACCAACGGGGACCUGAAGAAGCACCGUCGCCCCGACGACGGGCACCGGCCCCGUCACCACGGCAACGGCGAGACGCUGCCCCGCGGGCUCUCCCGGGACCGCGAGAAGGAGGACGAGGGCUGCUGCGGCGAGAAGGCGGCGGCGGCGUACGCGUGCUCCUGCGGCCACCACGACAAGCUCCUGAGGAACGUGGAGUACAUCGCCACCUGCUUCCGCGAGCAGAGGGCCACCUGCGCCAAGGGCGCCGAGUGGAAGAAGGUGGCCAAGGUCAUGGACCGCUUCUUCAUGUGGAUCUUCUUCAUCAUGGUCUUCCUCAUGAGCGUACUGGUCAUUGGCAAAGCCCCCUGACACUCAAUGCCUGAUUUUUUUUUUUUAAACAUGUUCUGUCAGCCCUUAUUGGUUGGCUAAAAAAAUCUACUUCAAAUAUGUGGAUGAAUAUUUUUUUUCCUGGCUUAAAUGAUUAAAAUUGGCUGUAUUAUGGAACAUGAAUUUACUUUGAUCUCAAUAAUAUCAACACUAGCAGUGUUUGUAAAACUGUGGUCGUCCAGUUACAUUGAAGAGUCAGGUGUCUGCCCUCCGUCUUAUACAGUAUAUGUACGUGACAAUAUUAAUAAUCAGAAAGCAUUACCGAAGUUUAAGUCCUGUGACUUUACUGUAUACCAGUUUUAAAUGAUUUAUCUCCAGUUUUUGUUUUGU
Anguilla anguilla (European eel) is the source of this 2107-nucleotide messenger RNA. RefSeq names its product neuronal acetylcholine receptor subunit alpha-9-II-like. Bases 305 to 1759 code for a protein of 484 amino acids. The transcript has 5 exons. Lineage: Eukaryota; Metazoa; Chordata; Actinopteri; Anguilliformes; Anguillidae. Gene Ontology annotation, biological process: regulation of membrane potential; chemical synaptic transmission; signal transduction. Gene Ontology annotation, molecular function: transmembrane signaling receptor activity; acetylcholine-gated monoatomic cation-selective channel activity. Gene Ontology annotation, cellular component: neuron projection; synapse; postsynaptic membrane. The record is from RefSeq and is a predicted model, not a curated record.